Cyprinodon tularosa is the source of this 4383-nucleotide messenger RNA. RefSeq names its product guanine nucleotide binding protein (G protein), alpha 11b (Gq class) (gene gna11b). NCBI's taxonomy places the organism in Eukaryota, Metazoa, Chordata, Actinopteri, Cyprinodontiformes, Cyprinodontidae. Gene Ontology annotation, biological process: action potential; phospholipase C-activating dopamine receptor signaling pathway; adenylate cyclase-modulating G protein-coupled receptor signaling pathway. Gene Ontology annotation, molecular function: GTPase activity; G-protein beta/gamma-subunit complex binding; G protein-coupled receptor binding. Bases 1 to 1080 code for a protein of 359 amino acids. The record is from RefSeq and is a predicted model, not a curated record. Gene Ontology annotation, cellular component: heterotrimeric G-protein complex. The transcript has 7 exons.
AUGACUCUGGAGUCCAUGAUGGCUUGCUGCCUGAGCGAGGAGGCGAAGGAGUCGAAACGAAUCAAUGCAGAAAUUGACAAACAGCUCCGCCGCGACAAGCGGGACUCCAGGAGGGAGCUGAAGCUGCUGCUGCUCGGUACGGGAGAAAGCGGUAAAAGCACCUUUAUCAAGCAGAUGAGGAUCAUCCAUGGAGCUGGCUACUCAGACGAAGACAAGAGGGGCUUCAUUCGGCUUGUUUACCAAAACAUCUUCACCUCCAUGCAGGCUAUGAUCCGUGCCACUGAGAACCUCAAGAUCCCCUACAAAUAUGAACAGAACCGGGCCAACGCCAUGCUCGUGAAGGAAGUGGAUAUUGAGAAGAUCAAUGGGUUUGAUCAGCACUAUGUCGUAGCGAUUAAAAGCCUGUGGGCUGAUCCAGGGAUCCAGGAAGCCUACGACCGUCGCAGAGAGUACCAACUCUCUGAUUCCACUAAAUAUUAUCUAAGUGAUAUAGACCGUGUGACUGCGGAGGGAUAUGUUCCCACCCAGCAGGAUGUGCUGAGGGUCCGUGUUCCCACCACGGGUAUAAUAGAAUACCCUUUUGACCUGGAGAACGUCAUCUUCAGGAUGGUGGAUGUCGGGGGUCAGAGGUCAGAGCGGAGGAAGUGGAUUCACUGCUUUGAGAAUGUCACCUCCAUUAUGUUUCUUGUGGCUUUGAGUGAGUACGACCAGGUCCUGGUGGAGUCUGACAAUGAGAACCGCAUGGAAGAGAGUAAGGCUCUGUUCAGGACAAUCAUCACCUACCCCUGGUUCCAAAACUCUUCAGUCAUCCUCUUCCUUAACAAGAAGGAUCUACUAGAGGAGAAGAUUGCUUAUUCGCACUUGGUUGACUACUUCCCUGAAUUUGACGGUCCCCAGAGAGAUGCUCAGGCAGCGCGAGAAUUCAUCCUCAAAAUGUUUGUGGACUUGAACCCAGACAGCGACAAGAUCAUCUACUCCCACUUCACCUGUGCCACGGACACUGAGAAUAUCCGCUUUGUGUUUGCGGCCGUCAAAGACACCAUCCUACAGCUCAACCUGAAAGAGUAUAACCUUGUGUGAAAGAGGGAUGCGACUGUGCUUACAACCCUGCCCCCACCCCCCCAUCCAUUGCACAAACACGCCCCACUUUCAGGGAUGUCCCGUCAACGUAACACGCAUCGCACAGCGCAGCACUCUAGCUCUCACACACUCGAGCAGAACUGUUGCUUUUGAAUCUUUCUUUCCAGUGCAGUGAGUUUCCAGGUCCUCCCACCGUCAGUCAUACCCCUGCUUUCACCAAAGCCGCUCCCUCCUUUUCUCGGCAGCUUGUUGCAUCAGUCUUCGACCUUUUAAAAAGCUGCUCCGUGUGUCAAGCUGCACACAGUUUUUCUUUGUUUUUUUAAGACGGCUAAACUGCGACCGGAAGGGAUUUUCAUCGGCAUUUGUAUAUCUACGUGCACUCAACGCAGUUUUUAUCGGCAAUGAAUUUUGGUCUAAACCGAAGAUUAAUCUUAAACCCCCUCCCGCCGCCUGCAGAGUUGGCCCCUCCCUCCUUUUCCGGCAAUGUGGAAGAAACUAACUCAUUCAGCUGGUGACAUCUUCUAUAAACAAACACAGAAAAGAUGCUCCAGAGCGACGGAAUCAGGAUGCGAGGUCACACACCUGAACAAGGGGCGGACACCAUCAACUUGCAUCUAUGAAUGUACCCCCAGGUGUGAGCUUCACAACUGCAAAAAAAAAAAAAAAUCUGAAAAAAAGACGUAUAUUAUAAAUUUGCAACAUAUUUAUGGGGUUUCAACAACAAGCAAGGGGGUCCGAGAAAAUCUGUUUCUGAGAUUUUUUUUUUUAACAGAUUUUUACAGAUUUGGAACAAAAUAUAUAUUGCAACACUAAAAUUACUGAAUCAUUAAAGCUGAAAAUUUAUAAAAAAUUAGCAAAAUUUAAACAAAAUGACAAAAAAAAGCUAAUGUAAAUUUAUUUGAAAUUUAAGUAUCCUUGGGAUAAAGUUUUUUUUGUUUUUUUUAGUUAAAGUUAAUCACACGCUUCCCUCCUCCAAAAAUGUAUUCUGUAUGAAUUUACAGGGACAACCUUCCACAUGACGCAGCACUCCGAACAUCUGUCGCCACUGACGCAGAUGAUGUGAAACUGCUCUCUAAGUACAUGACACUAGAAAGCAGCAGGGUAAAGGACCCCACGUUGGAAAGUUUGCACACUCAUUUGUGGAGCUCGGCUUCGAGCAGCUAAAUCGGCGACAUAAAGGCUGGAAACUCUACAUGUCCGACGACAUCACGCUUCCCGACGUGACGCAGUCAUCGACAUCAGGAUGUGCUUCUUACGUUUCCUUUUUUUGACGUUGGGUUUUGUUGAGCGAUGUACAAAGGGGAAAGGGAGGAGGAUGCGCCUUUCACAGAAAAUACUCUAAAAGUCUGCAAAUGUUUUUUGUGUAUACCUGUAAAUACAUAUACACAAAACUCUCUGUAUAAAACAAGUGCUCUGUGGUACACCUUUGGUUUUUGAAAAGAAAAAAAGGAGAAAAAAAGACUUUCUUUAGCAUACAGUUUUCUUCUAUGAAUUUAUGGUAGUAUUGAAACUGUGAUUAUGAAUUUUGUUCACUAGAUUAAUAGGAUUUCAAAGAGCCGCACGAUGUCGAGGAAACGAAGCGGGUGGUCGGGGAAAAAGGCUAGCCUCUGAACGCCACACUACUGCAACAGCUCUGUUCAGAAUAAAGCUAACUAGAGCUGGUUCAACAACAACAAAAUCUUGACGGUCUAGGUGAAAGGAUGAUUUUGAGAUUAAUUAAAGAUUUUUUUUUUUAUUUAUAUAAUUUAUGGACCAGGAUGAAGGUGUUGAUAAUUUGACUGCUUGUGUUUGUCAUGUUGAAGGGCUCCUUUCUCUCAUGGCAGAACCUACUUGAGUCUGAACUGCUGUUAAGAAAAAGAAAAAAAAAAAAAAAAAAAAACCCGAAUGUCUGGUAUAGUAAGUACUUUAUCUCUGCUUUCUAUUUCUUAUAGACAUUUCCAGAUGUACUUCCCAUUACAUUUCCAUCCAUUAUGAUACUUUUUUCUUACUUUAGGGAUCCUUCACAUUUUUUUUUUUCAAAUCUUUUUUUAAAGAAUUAUUUUCUGUUGGGUUAUAGAUGCAGCGCUGUAAUACAUACCUAGAGAAAUGUACAGUACAAAAUAGGUGGACUUUUUUUUUUUAUCAGUGAUUGAAGACCUCUGAGGUUCAUGCUUGCUAUUUGUAACUUAACAAAAGAUGAAACUUUUUUUUUUUUGCUAUACUUUCCAAUUUUUGGAGGCUUGCUUUGAAUAGUGCCAGUGAAGUGCAGAUAUACAUUUUCCUUUGGUCUUGUACAUGACCUUUUCUACAUGUGAUUUACCCUUCAUCCUCAUUAAGGGCUAUAUCACAGUGCAUCCGACAGCGGGGAGUGGAGUAAAGGACCACAGUGAACCAAGUCAUCCACUAUUACUACUACUACUACUACUACAUGUUUAGAAAGAGAUUAUUUGCUGUCUGUGCUAUUAAGAAGUAAAGGCAGAGUGUUAACACAAAUGUAAGGUGCGUGUAUGUGUGUGAGUAGAGGGUUUUUACCAAAACUUAAGAUGCUUUUAAGUAAUUUUUUUUUUCCUGAUUUCCUCACCACAUUUUGUUUGUAUCGCAGUGUUGCUUGUAAUCCAUCAUAAAGGUGACGAGACGCUUAUCAGUACAAACACUACUACCAGAGCAAGUAUUGCAUGACUUCCCCCAAGUAUUAGAGAUGCAGCUAGUCGGCCAGGAGCUGUCCAGACCAUACUGGUCUCUUUGCAUAUUUUAACCUGUGUCUAUUUCUGCUUUCAUGGCAGCUAAAGGAGGUGGAGUUGCGGUAUUAAUAAUAUGCGCCUGAUUUAUUUUGUUUUAGUAAAAUGUUGCAGUUUACCAACUUGUUGAAUUUGAGGACACUAAUUAGGGGUAAAAGUCCCCAACCCCUGUUACUGCUUUAUGAAAAAAAUGAACCAUUUUCAUUACAUUCAAGCAAAUAUGUGACUAAUUCCAGUCACAAGGGUAGUGUAGAAAUAAUGAAUUGAGGCUCUGUUUAAAUAUAAGCAGUGGAGAACUAUUAAGAUCUUUAUUUAGUAUUUAAAGCACGAUAAGUUGGUCCCAGGGACCUGAGCUAGUCACGUAAUGAACGGUGUAGUUUUUCCUGUAAAAUGGAAGACGUCAUGUCUCUGUAGUGUAUACCAUUAAUUCUGGAAGCUUGUUUCACCUUUUCUGCUUCCUGUCACUGCAUUUUUAUCAGCUAGCUGAUUUUACAAAUGGCCAACUUCCACACUGAAGAGUUGUUUGCAGCGCAACUUUGUAACGCUUGGGGCAUUAGUAAAAAAAAAAAAAAAAAGGUUUUCUGAG